AUGGCUUUCCGGCGAGUAUCUGCCACUAUUAUUCUCUUCCUCUACUUACUGGUUUCAUCUCAGUCUCUCGAUUUAAGUAAAACUCGGAAACCCCACAAGAUCGAUGGACCAAUCAAGACCAUAGUCGUUGUAGUUAUGGAGAAUCGCUCUUUCGAUCACAUCCUCGGUUGGCUCAAAUCGACCCGACCCGAAAUCGAUGGAUUAACCGGCAAAGAAUUCAAUCCCGUUAACGUCUCCGAUCCGAAUUCGAAGAAGAUUUAUGUAUCCGACGACGCCGUAUUCGUAGACAUGGAUCCGGGCCAUUCCUUCCAGGCGAUCCGAGAACAGAUAUUCGGGUCGAACGAUACAUCCGGCGACCCGAAAAUGAACGGAUUCGCACAGCAAUCGGAGAGCAUGGAGCCUGGGAUGGCGAAGAACGUGAUGAGCGGAUUCAAGCCCGAGGUCUUACCUGUGUACACCGAGUUAGCGAACGAGUUCGGGGUAUUCGAUCGGUGGUUCGCGUCGGUGCCGACUUCGACUCAGCCGAAUCGGUUCUACGUCCACUCAGCUACCUCCCAUGGAUGCUCGAGCAACGUGAAGAAGGAUCUCGUCAGAGGAUUUCCUCAGAAGACGAUCUUCGACUCGCUCGACGAAAACGGACUCAGCUUCGGGAUUUACUUCCAGAACAUUCCGGCGACUUUCUUCUUCAAAUCUCUCCGUCGGAUCAAACACUUGGUGAAAUUCCACAGCUUCGCGCUCAAAUUCAAGCUCCACGCCAAACUUGGGAAGCUCCCGAACUACUCCGUCGUGGAGCAGCGGUACUUCGAUGUCGAUCUUUUCCCGGCCAACGACGAUCACCCGUCGCACGAUGUCGCCGUGGGUCAACGGUUCGUUAAGGAAGUCUACGAGACUCUGCGGAGCAGCCCUCAGUGGGAAGAGAUGGCUCUGAUCAUCACUUACGACGAGCACGGUGGGUUCUACGACCACGUUCCCACGCCGGUUAAAGGUGUGCCUAACCCCGACGGAAUCAUCGGACCCGACCCGUUUUAUUUCGGGUUUGAUCGAUUGGGCGUUCGGGUCCCUACCUUCGUUAUCUCUCCCUGGAUCGAGAAGGGCACUGUGAUACAUGAACCUGAUGGUCCAACACCACAUUCUCAGUAUGAGCAUUCUUCUAUACCUGCAACGGUGAAGAAACUCUUCAACCUAAAGUCGAACUUCUUGACCAAGAGAGACGCAUGGGCUGGUACAUUUGAGAAAUACUUCCGUAUCCGAGAAUCUCCUCGCCAAGAUUGUCCAGAGAAACUAGCGGAAGUGAAUGGAUCACUAAGGCCAUGGGGAGCAAAAGAAGACGCAAAGCUCUCAGAAUUCCAGGUGGAGCUGAUCCAACUCGCUUCCCAGCUCGUUGGAGAUCAUCUCCUAAACUCAUAUCCAGACAUUGGGAAGAACAUGACAGUUAGCGAAGGCAACAAAUACGCAGAGGAAGCUGUUCAGAAGUUUAUAGAAGCAGGAAAGGCUGCACUAGAAGCAGGAGCAGACGAGAACACUAUAGUCACUAUGAGGCCAGCUCUGACGACCAGGACCAGUCCCAGUGAAGGAACCAACGAGUUUAUUUGA
Microthlaspi erraticum is the source of this 1593-nucleotide messenger RNA. The record is from the annotation of a GenBank genome assembly. Lineage: Eukaryota; Viridiplantae; Streptophyta; Magnoliopsida; Brassicales; Brassicaceae.